AUGUUUGAUGCAUGUAAAAUAAAUAGUAAUUGCUGUCAUGAUGAGUUGGAGGAAGACAAUAAAUAUACAAAGGAUGAAAAUAAUUAUAUUUAUGAAAAAAAUACGAGAACAAAUACAAAUGAAUUAAAAAAUAUUAUAGAGGGAAAACCAGAUAUGACGAAAUCUGUCGAAAUUAGUCAGCAUACAGAAAGGGAAUAUGUGGCUAUAACAGCUUAUCAACCUGUCGAUACUAUAACUAAAACUGUAGAAGUGCCAUUUGUUAGAACAAUAGAAACAAUUAUCCCAAAAAUAACAUAUGAAAAUAAAAUUAGAGAAGUUCCAAAAUAUUAUUCCAAGUUUGUUGAAAAGGUUGUGGAGGUCCCAGAAGUAAAAUUUGUGGAUAAAAUUGUAGAAGUUCCAAGGAUACAAUAUUUAUUCAAAUAUGCUCCGAAAGUUGAGAUUAAAGAGAAUAUUAUAAAAAAACCAGUUAUUGAAAAAAAGAUUAUCGAAAAGUUUGUUGAAGUUCCAGAAGUUAAGGAGAUGAAACGGUUCCAGGAAGUGGAGACAGUGGAAUAUGUGAUCAAGUACGUACCCAAAGGGAGCAAAGAUGAAAAGGAUGAAACAGAAAAAGUAGUAGAUAGCGAAAGUGAGGAAAAGAAUGAAAAGGAAAAAGUAGUAGAUAAUGAAAAUGAGGAAAAAAAUGUAGAAAAUGAAUAUAAUAAAAAGGAUACAAAACUUGUUAGAAAUAUAUCAAUGAAUAAAGAAGUGAAUAUAAUUAUGGGAACCAAUAUGAUACUAAAUCAAGAAGAUAUAUGUGCAGGUGCACAAAAUAUAUAUCCAUAUAUGUUUACAAAAUCAAUGAAUGAAUCUGGAAUGGUAAUAAAUUCAAAUAGACAUUCUAAAUUAGAUAUUAUUGAUAAUAUAGAAAUGAUGCAACUAAAUGAAAAUGUUAAUUCAAUUUUACCAACCCCAAGAAUUGAACAAGUAUUUAAACCAAAAAUUGUUAAAAAUGUAGAAGUACAAAAACAUGUUCCUAUUUCUGUCGAUGUUCCAAUACCAUAUAUGGUUCCAAAACCUAUAGUUGUUAAUGUAGAUGUGCCUGUAUUAAAGUUUAGAGAUACAUUUGUACCUGUACCAGUCAGGAGAAAAAUCAUACCCAAAAUAAAAUGGAUAUCUGAUGUAUAUCAAGUAGAUUGUAUUAAAGAAAGACCAUAUCUAAAAAUACAAGAUAUAAUUAAACCUGUACCAUGUGAUAUAGAAAUUAAAUAUAACAAAUUUAUGGAAAAAGCAUGUCCCAUUAACCCAAACGAGUUACCACAAGAUGAUGUUCAUGCAAUGUGGAUUAGAGUCAACUCUCAUUUAGCUGAACAAAAAAAAAAAGAAUAUGGAAAUUUAUACCCUUACUAUAGAACUGAGUUGAACCAUGAUAGUGUUGUCGAAAUGACGGAGUCCAAAAACUUGAGCGAAGAAAAAUACAUGGAAGAGGAACAAAUUGAAAAGGAAUAUUUUAUGAGUUGCGAAAUGGAUAAAUUGGAAUCAAAAAAAAGAGAAGCUGGAGAUGUAGAUGAAACCACUUUUGAAGCAACCGAAAAUAGAAGUGAUGAUGGUAGAACAAAAACAGGUGACGUAAAUGAAAAUGUAGAAGAGGGCGAAAAUAAAGUAGAUGCGGCUGUAGAUGUGGGUGAAAAUAAAGUAGAUGCGGCUGUAGAUGUGGGUGAAAAUAAAAUGGAUGAAAAUAAAAUGGAUGAGAAUAAAAUGGAUGAGAAUAAAAUGGAUGAGAAUAAAAUGGACGUGGAUGUCGAAAUGGGUGAACAUAAAAUGGAUGCGAAUGUAGAUGCGAAUGUAGAUGCUGGUGAGAAUAAAAUGGAUGGGAGUGUAGAAAAUGAUAUUUCUUUUAUACAAGAUGGAAUGGUUUAUAAUAUAGAAGGUUUUAACAAUUUUAUGAACGAAAUUGAUACAAAUUAUCAAAGAAAGAAUUUAGAAGAAGAUCCAGUUGCACAUUUAUCCCCAAAUCAUCCACUUGCUAUGACAUAUUUACAAAAUAAAUGGAUAUCUACAGAUACAUUAAGAACCCAUGAACUUUAUAAUAAUAAUUUUAUUAAUGUAAGUGUGAAUUCUAACAUAAAUUUGCAAAAUAGAAAUAGUUUCUCAACAGAUUUAUUUCAAAAUAGGGAAUUUCUAAAAUCAGCACAUUAUAUGAUUUCUCCAUUUAAACCAAGAAACAUAAAAAAUAUAGAAAACUGUUAUAACCGAAUAAUUAUGCAAAACGUCCAAGAGGAGAAUAAUAAGUAUGCGGAGAAUAAUUAUAAUAAAAAUAAUGUCGAUUCAAAUUUAAAUAAGUUUAUUUAUGAAAAAAAUAAAAGUGACAAUUCUGAUGAUAAAUGUUGUAAUUACUUUUGUAAUCAAGAUAAGUGA
Plasmodium yoelii is the source of this 2394-nucleotide messenger RNA. RefSeq names its product inner membrane complex protein 1a, putative. The record is from RefSeq and is a predicted model, not a curated record. The coding region runs from base 1 to 2394 and encodes 797 amino acids. NCBI's taxonomy places the organism in Eukaryota, Apicomplexa, Aconoidasida, Haemosporida, Plasmodiidae. The transcript is spliced from 5 exons.